Molecule: messenger RNA, 1349 nt
Organism: Pimephales promelas (fathead minnow)
Lineage: Eukaryota; Metazoa; Chordata; Actinopteri; Cypriniformes; Leuciscidae
Source: RefSeq, a predicted model, not a curated record
AAAUGACACAAUGAGACAAAGCUGUAAAGACUGGAGGAGCAUCACAUUGUCACUUCUGAGAUACUUGACUGAUUAAGUAAGCUAUUAGCUUUGCAUACAGUGACGAUGGUGUGGACGGUGCGUCUCAGUAAUCUGGUGUUAGGGGUCUAUGGAUUCACGUUGAUCACCGGCCUUCCCGCCAACAUCUUGGCAUUAUACACCUUCACCCAGAAGGUGCGGCAGCGCUCCACCCCGAUGGACGUGCUGUUACUCAGUUUAACCAUCUCUGACCUGAUCUUCCUCUUUUUCCUGCCGUUUCGCAUGGUGGAGGCGGCCAACAUGAAAUGGACGAUGCCGUACUUCCUCUGCCCGCUGUCGGGAUUCAUCUUCUACUCCGUCAUCGCCAACAGCACCUUACACCUGGCGGCCAUCAGCGUGGAGCGGUACCUCGGUGUAGCCUUCCCCAUUAAAUACAAGCUGAAACGCAACCCUCGAAAUGCCAUGAUAGCCAGCGUCUUUUUUUGGGUGAUUUCCAUGGUGCACUGUAGCGUCGUCUACGUCAUGCAAUACCACAACUAUUUUAACCCCAACUUCACGGAUCCAUCCAAGCGCAACACCUGCUAUGAAGAAUUCAGCGAUGAACAGCUCAAGAUCCUCGUUCCGGUUCGCCUGGAGCUUUUUUUUGUUUUCUUCCUCAUUCCUUUCCUCAUCUGCUGCUUCUGUUACAUCAAGUGCAUCUGCAUACUUUCCCGUCUAUCCAAAGUUCACACCAAGAAGCGGUAUAGAGCCAUCGGGAUGGCGUUGGGAACGCUUCUGGUCUUUGUCAUCUGUUUCAUGCCCUUCAACAUCACACAUGUGGACGGAUUUGUCAGGGGCUAUAGCAGUCACUGGAGAAAUUAUGCCCUGCUCACCAGCACACUGAAUGCAUGUCUCGACCCUUUCGUAUUCUACUUCUCUUCUUCAGCUCUCAGAGAGACUUUCAAGAAGGUGUUUCAGGAGCUGGGGCGACGGCUGCUCCCUCCCCGCUUCCGCUCGACUCUCUGCUGCCCUUUAUUCAACCGUGGAAGAUCAGAUGAGAGAACCCAGAGCUCUGAUGACAGCAUCCGCUAACAUAUCAAGCCAGGUUUUGCAUUGGUUGAUGUGCUUUGCCUGCUUAUGCAUCUUCAAUGCAUGUCAUUCUAUUACGCCACCGUGAUCCAAUGCUUUAUGGAUGGACAGAAGAGGAGCAGCUUAAAAAUGGUUUUCGGAAGCGAAAAUCGAGCAUGAUUGCACCAAUAUUUGACUUAAUUCUUCUCAGCAGCGCAAUUUUAUUCGCAAUGAAAUAAAAAGCUUGACCAAUUUGUGAACAAAUUGCAGUGCAAAAUCUAACA